This is a messenger RNA of Myxocyprinus asiaticus (Chinese sucker), 1953 nucleotides long. Its product is annotated as homeobox protein Hox-D12a-like. The transcript is spliced from 4 exons. Gene Ontology annotation, biological process: regulation of transcription by RNA polymerase II. Gene Ontology annotation, molecular function: DNA-binding transcription factor activity, RNA polymerase II-specific; RNA polymerase II cis-regulatory region sequence-specific DNA binding. The record is from RefSeq and is a predicted model, not a curated record. Lineage: Eukaryota; Metazoa; Chordata; Actinopteri; Cypriniformes; Catostomidae. Bases 162 to 1310 code for a protein of 382 amino acids.
CGAUGAUGUGGUGAAUAGCGUUUGUUGGAAGCUGGUUUUGAGGGUAGUAGCGCCCUUUUGUUUUUUUUGACGGAGUGUUCUAAAUUAGGUCAUUAGGUGACAAAAUCUCUGCAAGUUAACUACUUUCUGUUCCGCGUUCACCAGACGCAUCUAACGAGGUGAUGGCUGAUUGGAAAAUGCCAGUGAGUUACAAUUUCAACCCAUCUUAUGCUUAUGCAUACGGGCUCGUGUACCCGCAAGGGUCUGAACAGGGCCACCCGAAUCUGAGCUGGGCCGAGGCCGCGUACACUCAAGCCGGCGGGGUCACGGCGAGUUUCUACUCCGCUCAAGCUGCCCAGCAGUCUCCACCCUGGAGCCCACAGAACACCACUGUCAGCAAUUAUGGGCACUACCCGAGCCAUACGCAGAACGGGCGACUGUUCCUGUCUUAUAACAAGACUGAGGUCGACCCGAAGGCGAAAGAUGCGGAGCAGGCCGGGAGCGAUACACCCAGUGACUCGGAGGCCCAUACACCAGAUUCAUGGAGCUCUGGGAGCAGUCGAGAGGGGGGCGUUCUGACCAACCUGAAUCUCCCUUGGAGAGAUCAGGACAAUGAAAUGGACAGUGGCAGUCCUGAUGGGACAGAACUUGUCUCAAACACUCGGUCCAUGGUGGGAGAGGAUUCAGUGAGUCUGAAUCUGAGUUUGGAUGGUUUGCCUCCAGUGUCCAUGCCAAGUACUCCAGCCCAACCCCGAAAGACCCGUGCAGCCUUUUCUGAGGAGCAAAUGAAUGCCCUCGUCAACCGGUUCAAUGUCCAGAGAUACCUGACACCUGCAGAGAUGAAGACUCUUGCUGGAUCGACAGGACUAACAUACAAACAGGUGAAAACUUGGUUCCAAAACCGCAGGAUGAAACUCAAGAGGCACCAAAGAGAUAGUAGUUGGAUGACUGAGAGAUACAUCAUUAGUGGCGUGCCCAACACACCAGCUCCUCACUCUCAGUUUCAGAGCAAUACCCCCCUACCAAACCAAGACCACUACAGUAACCCUCAGUUGAGAGAGGCCAUUUUCAAGAGGAGUCCUCCACAAACACCCUUCAACCCCAGCUACCCACAACCACGCUCCCCUUCCCUGGUUGCCACAAGACCCCCAAGAAACUGGCCUCUGCCCCCAGAUGUGACGCACUACGAGUUCCCCAACCGUACUAGCUACAUGCAAGCCCGUGCCAAUGCCAGCAUCAACAAUGAUGGCGGCAAUGCAGUAAACAAAAGAAGCAGUUCUACUCAAAUGCCAGCUGUCCCUAGUGCUACCCAGUGGUCAACGCAAGAGUGACUCUGGCUCUGUGUGUGUGUGUGUGUGUAUAUAUAUAUUUUUUUUUUUCUUCAGCCACACAGCCUAUGGUCUUAACCAUACAUGUAAAUAUUUUUUUUUAGCAACAAACUGUUGGCCAAUGGGUUUUUUAGGCAGUGAUGUCAGAAGUUGGUAAGUAGUGGCAAAGUGAGACAUGUCUCAAUUUUUAUUACCUUGUAAAGUUUGCCUUUUUAAUCCCAGCGCGUUUUAUACCGGAGAUCUAUUUUUAUAACUACAAUGUACUUUUCAGAGUAUUUAUUAUCUAGAUCCCUUGCUCUUCAAAGUGCUUCUACCUUUUUACUUUUUUGAUUGGUCAGGACAAGUUGGUUUUUGUCAAUAGAGUUCCAUGAAUUUGUAUGCAAGGCACUGGUCUACAUCUGAUGUGUACUGGAUAAGGUUGUCUGUACUGCACUGUGUUUUGUUCUGUUUCAUUCCCUAGAUUUCACUGAUUAAAUGUGUGUAUUUGCUUGUAUAGAGGAGUCUUCACUUACCUGUGCCUGGUCUGUACUAAUCGAACAACAAUUUCCAAGUUGUAAUUUACACUCAAAAGUACUCCUGCCUUAAACUCUUCUGUGAGACAUGGGUUUCGAGAAAUAAAUGUUUUAUCUGAUGUUCAUAAACUUGU